AUGUUAAAUAUUGGAGACAAAUUACCUUCAAUUUAAAAACACCAUAUGAAGAGAAUUUAAACUGAAAUUUAAUAUGAAGAAUGUGUAGUUAAAGUGGCAGCAAAGACCCUUCCUGGUCAAAAUAUUAAAAAGAAAUUGAAAAUUAAUUAAGAUAGUCUUGCUAUAAAACAAAAUCUUUGUAAUUAAAAUAACUGGCAUUUAUUUGGUAUUUUUGAUGGUCAUGGUCAGAAUGGACAUCUAGUUUCAUAAUUUGUAUCAAGACAUUUGCCAAAAGCCAUUGAAAAUAUACUUCUGCAAAAUUAUGUCACUAAUCCUAAUUUAUUAUCGAAAUCAUUAUAGGUAGCAUUUCAACAAGUGGAACAGGAUUUAGUAGAUAAAACUAAUAUUGCAUGCAAUUUCAGUGGUUCUACUGCUGUGGUUAUUUUAUUGAUUGAAUCUAGAAUAUAUUGUGCGAACCUUGGAGAUUCAAGGGCUGUUUUUUUAUAUAAGUUUCAAGAUCUAUGGUACAAUAGACCAUUAUCUUAUGACCAUAAACCAAAUAAGAAUUUUGAGUUUAAAAGAAUAAUAAGGUUGGGAGGGAGAGUUGAAUAGAGCUUAAUUGAUGGAAAAAGACAAGGCCCUUUUAGAGUUUGGUUAACAAAUGAAGAUGUUCCAGGCUUAGCAAUGUCUAGGUCAUUUGGUGAUGUAGCAGCCAAAUCGGUUGGAGUAAUUGCUGAGCCUGAAAUCUUAAGAUAUAAAAUAUAAAAUAGUGGAUUUAUCCUAUUAGCAAGUGAUGGGCUCUGGGAUAAAAUGGAUUUUGAAAGCAUCUAAAAGAUAUUAGAUCAUAUUGAUUCUCCUAUAACUCAAUUAGAUAUGGAAUUAAUUGCCUAAAAGAUUUUAGGAGAAACUUACUCAAAAUGGGAUCGGAAAGAUAGUGGAAGAGAUGAUAUCACUCUCAUACUCGUGCAUAUUUAAAUUUGA
Paramecium tetraurelia is the source of this 960-nucleotide messenger RNA. RefSeq lists its product as uncharacterized. The transcript is spliced from 3 exons. The record is from RefSeq and is a predicted model, not a curated record. Gene Ontology annotation, biological process: protein dephosphorylation. Gene Ontology annotation, molecular function: protein serine/threonine phosphatase activity; cation binding. NCBI's taxonomy places the organism in Eukaryota, Ciliophora, Oligohymenophorea, Peniculida, Parameciidae.